This is a messenger RNA of Xyrichtys novacula (pearly razorfish), 24748 nucleotides long. Lineage: Eukaryota; Metazoa; Chordata; Actinopteri; Labriformes; Labridae. The record is from the annotation of a GenBank genome assembly.
AGUGGAAGUUUCAUUGUUUUUGCUACUGGGGUCAAACAGAGAGACUUUGUUGUUAAAGCUGAUUGAACAACUGCGAAAUGCUCCUCAAUAACCUCCAAAUUGAUAUGUAGAAGACUUUGAAGAGGUUAUAUCAAUGUUCGGAGCUGGAUUUGAAUGAAAGAGGGCAAAAAAUGAGGCUUUGAGUCCCCACAUUCCUCCUGUCUGAGGCUGAGUUAACCGUCGGCUUACUGUCUGUAAGUCUUUGUUUUCUACUAUCAAUGCUGCUUAAAUUUACCAGAAGACAUUGAAAAUAACAUUCUUAUCGAUGUGUACACAGUUUGACGCCUUGUGUGCUUACACAAGGCAGAAAAAAACAGCACAUCAGGAGCUAGUAUAAUAUCGGUAUGAGUUAGUUAGCUCGCUGGCUCGGCAGUGUUAGCCUACAUCCUGGGGUCAGUGUGAGCCCCCAAAAUAAGGUUUUUUUUUCUCAACUAAUUUACUUUUAAAAAAUGUUUACACCAGUGAAGCAUUUCUUUUCAUCUGCCCAUUUCAAUACCUCAGGCUGUUUUUAGUUUUCACUUAAUAUAUUAUCAGGUACUAAGCCUUUCUAUUGUGUUCAAGCUCAUAUAGUCAUGUUUCAUAUAAGCAGGGGCGCGUCCAGACCCUCUGAGAUAGGUGGCUCCAACCAGGACACUUAGCCCGGGGAGGGGUGUAAUCUCCUGAGUUUCAUUCCUAAGACACAAUUUGAAGUACUAAGUCUUGCCAGUAAAACUUAUACCCACUCUCUAUCAGUCAAAAAUGUAUCUGAAACCUUGCAAAUUCAUGUAUUUUUGACAGUUUGUGUUCUGGGGGUUGCUUGCAGCUCAGUGCCUCCCCUGGACACAUGUAAUGUGGAAAAAAGUACAAAGAGUUUUUCUACAGUUGAGAGUAAGGGUUGGACAAAAUAUUAAUUGAAAUACAUUUAAACGUAAAGCAUGAUUAGAACCAGAGGCAGCCCAUGGCAGCCGCUGGUCCGACUCCUGGCCAUUUACUUUAUGUCUCCUCCACCAUCUCCUCCCCACAUUUCUUGUCUUUGAUGAGAACGUAUUUUGCCAGUUCUGAUAAAACUGCUGAUACAGCUGUAUCCACUCUUAUCUCUUCACAGGCUGCCAUUGUAAACAGGCACACCACAAUUAAACAUCCCUGUAGCUACUGCCUCCUUUUUUUAAUUCAUGCUGAUUGGUUCAGUUAUUUUCUGACCAGUAACGACCAUAGAUUGUAUAUACUAUGGACAACUUGGUUCCGCCCACUGCCUGUAUAUGGAUUUGAAGCCAAAUAGCUCUCGGUAUUUCCGGGACUUUUCUUCAUUUCCUGAAACCAGCACUGCGCAAUAGCGAUGCACGCAUUCAGGCACGCAGUCGCCUGGACAGGCUGUGAUGACGCUCGGCUCAAACAGCGUAUCCCCCCAGGAGACACACUCGCUGAACACGCAUAGGCUGUAUCAGGUGUCAGUCAUAGAAAACAUGAACCCCCGAAUAACUUUUAAAAAUGGAGCUUCACAGAAAAAAGAGGACUUGAGCACAAACCAGUCUUACAGUAACUACAUGUCAACAUCACAAGCAGGAGGGAGAAAAAUUUAUGUUCUGUGUAAUAAAUUUCUAAAGUUUAUCCACAGCUCCAUAAGCUUUGCAGAUAGAGGCGGGAUUUAUGACCUAUACUGCAGCCCGCCAACAGAGGGUGCUGUUCCCAGAGUGGCUUCACCCAGCAAAGAGGCGGACUCUGACAUGUCAUCCAGCUGAUCUUCUUGAUCCUCUGGUGGUUACUGAUGUGUUUUUUAACUUUGUUUAAUGAUCAAAGUUAAGACUGCUGACAGGUUUUUUGGACCCAACCCUUUUAUGUUCUUACUAGGGAUGGGCGAUAUCGGCUAAAAAAAAUUAUCACAAUAAGUUUGGCCAUUCUGGCGAUAAUGAGUCCUUAUAAAAAAUAUUACAAUUCCUAUCCAUGUUUUUGACUCAAUCUGUCUUGAGGACACCAGUUGGCAUAGUCAAAUAAAAUACUUAACUACAAGUUUAAGUGGUAGGUUAUAGGAAGAACUAGUGAUAUGUAAAAAUAUGUAAAACAUUUGUUGAAAACUCUUAUUGCACAGAGUGAACAGCAGCAGAUCCACUGUCUGAUGUCAGGCAUACCUGAUUGCACUCAUCUAAACCCCAAUCUUGAAGGAAAUCCCUCAUGUAAAGCUUCAUUUAGCAACAGGCUGCUCAGAGACGUCUUCUUCACCACCUUUGGCCAUGUUUGUACUUCUGCUCUGUGUGGAUUAUGGCUGCAAGUCAGUUGCUCGUGCUUACGUCAUCAACUUGCAUUUAUUGCGUUUAUCAUAAGUUGGCAAAUAUUUUUUAUAAAGUGAAUAUAAUAUUUGUGGAGGAAUUUUCUGACAAUAAAUCAUUAACAAUAAUUUAUCGCCCAUCCCUAGUUCUUACUAUCCUGAAAGUCUCGAUGCUCUUGCGGGUGAUGAUUCUUGAGAUGUACUUUUAAACUGGUAGUGCCAAAGAGGUGUUUUUUUGGUCCUCCUCACACCCCCUGUCCUUCACAAACAUUGCAGUUAUCUGGGGUGUCUGUUUCUGACACUUCACAAUAUUUCUGCACAGCUGAUUGUUGUUGUGGGAAAGGUGUCAGUCAGGGAAAGGUGUCCGUCAGAACAUGUAAUCAGAAAUGUUCAUGCUUUUAUCUUCCAAUAAUGAUGUUAUGCCAAUAAUAUCAUAGUUAUCCCUGCCACCAAAUAUGAGAUAAGAUAAGAAGAACUGUAUUUAUCCCUGAGGGGAAAUUGGAUAUUGAUAUUGUAGUUUAAAAUUAACAUGCACUCUACCUCAUGGCGCAUUUUAUGUUUUUUGAUCAGAUAUUAUUGUGUCUUGUCUUGCAGUUGUAUGUUGAAACAUUUCUGCUGUAUUAGUACUUAUCGGUGAUGCUGUGUAAUUACAUGGUUAACCUAAUCAAAUAGCUGCAGCUUCUUCUUAUUUGGAUAUUACAUUUGGCAAUGCUGCAAUUAUUUUAAUUGUGCAGCUCUGUAUCACACCCGCGAUGUGCACCCUUGACCUUGGCUCUCAGUUUGUAGUAGCAGUGGGAAAAAAGUGCUGUAUUUAAAUGUUUUUUUUUUUUCUGAUAGCCUGUUGCAAGUCAUCCUAAAUGGUUGAUUUUUACAUAAGUUUUGCCUCUGGUUAAGUAAACAGCCAAUCACAGGUCAGGAUUUCGGAGCGGCAUCUUGGGAGGCAAAAAGUUAAAAAAUGACAACAGGAACUUUAUACUGUAUGUGCUAAAGAGUUUUCCCAGAAGUUUUUCCCAGACAGGGCAUCACCUGAUUUGUAACCCAGGCUGUGUAGCAACAGAAGUGUGUUAUCUGCAGGGAGAUGUGCAACUUUUCUUUCGUUUGACUUUCUUUUUAUGUAAAUAUGUUAAUAGUCAUAUCAAACGUAGUACUUAUACACUCGAGACAAAUCCAGAACGAAUCAACAUUUAUUUAUUUUUUCACAUAGGUUUUUAAAAAUCAUAAAUAUCAAAGUGUUCACUGCUCUCUACCUGGUUUUGCUCACUCUUUUUUUUUUUGUUCAUUGCAGAUAACCAGGCUGCAGAGUGCCCCCUGUGUCCGCUCUCAGCCCCCCUGUAGCUGUAUAUUUACAGGUGCAGCUCCGAUAUGACUAAGAGAAGCACGUCUCUGCAGCUUGUCAAAAGGUAUGUUUAAAACAUACUGUCCCUCACUAUAAAUCCGAUAAAAAGCAGCUGAGGCAGAGGUGGGUUGUCAAAUGAUUUGCAGCAGGAAGAGUAGACAGGCCAAAGCAAUUUCAAUAGAACACUUAUUUUGCCUUUUGUGAUAAGAUGAGUAGAAUUUGCUGUCAGCUGAUAUGGGUUUAGCUUGACUUAGUGGCAUGCCUUAAGUGACACCGUGCUUAUUCUUUUUUUUUUAAACAUUACAUAAAACGUGUGCUACAUCUUUUUAAAUCACAGUCAUGAGAGUUGCAGCUUUUGCAAGAAUGUGCUAUAUGUAUCCAUGUGAUACACUAUACAUUAAAAAAAGAUGCAAUAAAUUGAGAUUAUAAUCCAGAAGAUGUUAGUGAAGGUAAAGAGUGAUAUGAGUCUGAUGCAAGUUUUUUUUAGGAAGGUAAGUAAAAUGAUGUAAAAAUGACCAUUAAAAGACUCUGACUCUGUUGUUAGCUUUGCUUCUUGCAUUUAGAAUUAGACCUGGGUUUUGAAGUGGAAAAACUAUGUGUGUGUCCUUGAAACUGCACAUACUCUCAUGCUGGUUUUGCUGUAACAGGUACACAUGGUUCUGUUUUUACUCCACUGGGUGCUUGUGUGAAUGUGGGCAAGCUCAUGCAUGUUGCCCAGUGAGUCCACAUAGUUGUAUGUUCACGCAGGGUGUGGAUGGUCUGCUCUUUACAGGUGGACAUCAGCUGAUCACCAGAUAUACAGUACCUCACACACUUUUUACUCUUUACAUUUUUUAACAUAAUCUUGUUCACUUUAUCAUAACGUCUUUCAUACAAAUGACUGCAAAGAUGACUAUUCUCUUGUUUUUACUGGCUGUUUAAUAGACUGUAAAGAUGUUAGAGUUUAUUGAAGACAAACUAAUUAAAUCAAUUUCAGUACACCAGGUCAUUAUGCCAUUUAAGAAAAAAAAAUGUCUCAACUGGUGAAAAAUGAUAGAUGUGCCGAAAGGCUGUUUUUCUUUGUAGCUGUUCACAGUCUGAGUCAAGAUGUUUGAUGUGUGUUGAUACUGUACAUUUUAAAAUUGUGUCAAGUUAUUGUUGAAGGGCAACAAUAACUUGAGACAUUGUGAUUUUUAUUAAGAUUAAAAUGACUGAUGCUUUUAUGUGUGAUUGGAAAAUAUGCUGAGGAAACCAAAUUAAAAGAUAAUCACAGAAACCUCAGAACAGAUGAUAAACCUCGUAAAAAAUGUAGCUACUGUCUUUCAUGCUUGAUAGCUGAAGAUUCUUAAAGGUGCAGCUGUGCUGCAAACAUACCCUGGAGGGAUAUUUCAAUUACUACAAUUUAUUCAACAAAAACUCACAGAGCUCAAACAGAAAGUGUCUCUGCAGAGUCAGUGGCUGUGUCUACAUGCAGUCAAUAUUCUGGUUAAGGUCAAUAUUCCGGUUUCUGAAACAUUAGAAAUAACCGUACACAAGCGUCAACAAACAGGGUUAUUCCUGUUGACAUGGUAUCCCGAUCAAAACAGUGACGCACGGACAACAUCUCAAUACACAGAGAACGUCAUGACGCAAUGCGUAUCUAGGACUUCCAAAAGACCAAGAUCUCUUGCGAACAGAACAUGCACAGAACACAAAUAAAUGUUCCUUUUGAUGGGGAUAUCCCAAUAGGUGAAUACAUGACCAAAUAUUCGGGUUAGAAAAGGAGUAACCCAGGGGUGGGGUUUUGAAAAAAUAGAAUAUGAGCAUAUUCCGUUUUGUUUUUUUUUUCAAAAGGGUUAUUGGUGUUUACAUGGGCGUGCGCAACCGGGUUAUUGCUAAUAUUCUGGUAAUGAAAGGGUUAAUGACUGCAUGUAAACAUAGCCACCACCUUUACCUUAGUUUGCUGCUGUGCAUCUCAAAUUCUGGCCAAUUCCUGUUACCUACCUGCUGACAGUCAACACAUGAUUUUCAGCAAUCAGAACACAAGAGACCAGCUCUUGUGUCAUUAAACAUGGAUAAUAUUAGUGUUUAUUGAAUAUCAUAACAUUGAUGGAGAGAAAGAACAUCACCAAAUAAACAGGGACAAUAUAAAGGCCUAUUUUGUAUUGUUUUUGUACAACCGGCUGUGAUACAUUGACUGUUUUUCCAUAUGUGUAUCACUCGUGAUUUAAAUGACAACAGAAAGAAGUAAAACUGUGUUUUCAUCGGACACGUAGAAUAGAUAUUGAAUUGUUUGUGUACAAGGGGAUGCAGGGAAAGACAGAUUCCAUGUCACUUCUCCUAUGUGCUUAGCUUAUGCAUUUCAGAAGGAUAUUCUAUCAUUGGAAAUAUUACUGUUCGACUUCAAGGCACAAAGUUUGACAGUUUUAUAUAAAAAUCAAAGUUAACCCUGCUGUAGAUUUCUUUUGUUCAGAGCCUUUUCGCAAGUAGAAAAUACUUAGGAAAUUUAAGUCCUCACCCUGUGGUAAAGUAAUGUGUUAAUAAGGAUUCCUGUUGUUCACCUCUCACCUGACCUUCAUGCACUCCUGGCAGAGGUCUGGACUCCACUCAGUGCCCCUCUCUGCUGUAUGCUGUGUGUUGACAUAGAGUAUAAGGUUUGUUAUUGGCCAAUAUGUUGUAUUUCAGCUCUUUAUUAUUUUUUUUACUUCUUGAACAGCUGAACACAUAAUGAUUUGAUAUUCUGUUAUUGGGCUCAGCAGCCUUGAGCCAGUGCAAAAAGGUUAAUCAUGUUCAUUGUAUCUGUUGUAUCAACACCUAAACACAGCUCAGGAGUUUUGUUCACAGGAGUUUUUUAUUUUCUUCAUUCCCCUCCUCAGCUUCUGUGGAUCAGAUGAUGCUGAAAAUGCUCCUUUUACUCAAACUUUAGUUUUUUGCUGAUGUUUUUCAUCAGAGAAAUGAACCAUCAUGAAUUUCCCCCUCCUCCUCCCCUGUGACAGGAUGCUGAACCAUCACUGCAGAAGGAACCCCGAGCUUCAUGAGGAGCUGCAGAUUCAGGCUGCAGUGGCAUCAGGAGAUGUCUGCACCGUGCGGAGGAUGCUGGAACAAGGAUACUCGCCGAAGAUCAGAGAUGCGAACGGCUGGACCCUGCUGCACUUCUCUGCUGCCAAAGGGAAAGAGAGAUGUGUGCGGGUCUUUCUGGAGCAUGGAGGUCAGACACUUUGUGGUUUAUCAUCUGAUGCUGACCAAUUCUCUGUUCAAACACUAGAUGGCACAAUUUCAAAAGAGAAGAAAGUCUGAUUCAUCUCCAUGUCAGCAGACACAUGGUUUCCAGAGCCAGACAAAUGUGCAGUUUAAACAGAAUAAAUACAACACUUAUUGUUUUACAAGAUGAAUUCAUGGGGACAGUGAAUGUGAUUAUACUCAGAGGUCCUCUGCAGGUAUAUUAUGAAGGUAAUUGGCAGAUUAUAAUUGUUUUCAGGUAAGUGUAAACUUCUUUUUAAUGUUGUUCCAAGCAAAGGCUGGAGCAUCAUGUUCACAAAAGAGGGACACGAUUUGAUGUGGAACAGAGUACAUACUGAACACUAGAGCUAAGCCUGCAGAACAAGCCCAUCCCAAGUGCCUUUAAACAUACUGAUCUGCCAGCAGAAGAAAAUGCAAUCAUCUCUUUGAAGUAAAUGUGUUCAUUAUAACUAGGGCUAACUACAGUAAACAAAAUAACAAUAUGAUACCAUUAGAUUACUCAGUUUUACCUGAAGUCCAGCUGGCAUGGGUGUAAAACUCACUUCUUUAUCUCUGUAUAAUUAAUCUCUGUUUCAGUUCUGUUGGACCUGAGUGCAGCCUUUGACACAGUGGAUCACACAAUUCUCUUAAACAGACUCCAUUCCAGACUAUUGCAAUGCUCUCCUCUCUGGUCUCCCUAAGAAGAACAUUUCACAGCUUCAGCUACUACAAAAUUCAGCUGCACACAUGCUGACCAAGACCAGGAGGAGAGCCCACAUCGCACCAAUUUAAAAAUCUCUGCAUUGGUUACCUGUGUCUUUUAGAGUAGAUUUUAAGUUAAUUCGUUUUUAAAGCUCGUAAUGGUCUUUGUCCUUCUUAUUUGUCUGAUUUGCUUUUACCAUAUGAACUUAGUAGAGCCCUCAGAUCUUCAGGUGGUGGUCUUUUAAUUGUUCACAAAGUAAAAACCAAAACAUACGGUGAAUCAUCGUUUCAACAUUACGGUCCCCAUCUGUGUAACAGCCUACCUGCAGACCUGAGAGCGACACCUACUGUUCAUAUUUUUAAAAGUAACUUGAAGACCUACAUUACAUAACAUUAGUCUGACUUUUAGUUGAAUUUUGUUUUAAUCUUUAAGUCCGCAUUAUGUGAUGUUAUGCUAUUUUAGUCCUAGAGUAAUUAUUUUGUGUUUUAUUACCUCUUUCUAAUGUACUUUCUUUUAUUGUUUGAUUUUAAGACUUUUAUUUAAUUAAAUUUUAACGUUUUAUCACCUUUAUUAUAUUUUAUCAUGGUUUUAACGUUUUAGUCCGAGAUCCGGUGUUUCCUCAUCUUUUUUAACUCAAGAUAGCGUUUCCUCAGUCAUCUGUGGCAAGUUGAAGUGUUCUGGUCUUUAGUGUGUGCAUCUGUGUGUGUUAUUGUGUGAGUGCUGUAUGUGUUGAAUGGAGGGUGGGUGGGGUUUGGUAUUUGUAUUUUUAUUUAUUUUAUUUUAUAGUUUUUUUUAAUAUCAUGCGUGAAUGGACAGCACUUUGUGCUACAUUCCUUGUAUAAAAAGUGCUUUAAAAAAAAAGUUUGAUUGAUUGAUUAAUUGACUUCUUAUAUCCUGUUUGACAGGCUCUGCUGAAUCAGGUGUACAAAACUGGAGUGCAUGCAACACGUCAGGCUUAGAUAAAGUAAAAAAUAAAGGGAUCAAUCCAGGGCGCAGUGGAGCUAAGCAAUGACAUGGGACAAACGUCAGAGCCCCAGAUGUCUGUUGUGAAACUGAAACACCAGUCAGCUGCUUUUCUUUUGAUUGUAAAAUGAGGUACAUUCAGAAACCUAACAUUCUGAGCAGAUAUGUAAGCUGUCAGAGGCGAGGGUUUGUCCUGGUUAGCUUGUGUCUUAAAAAGAAUUUCUCUCUAAAAGCUCUGAGUGAGAGAAGUCCAUCAGGUGAGGAGGCUUAUGUGGCCGGUGAAAUUGCAGUUGAGGUCCAGCUGAUCAUCACAGCCUCUGAGAAAAUGUCCUGCUUUUUUUGACAGUUCUUUAACUUGUUGUCUCUGUGCCUCCCCUCCCUUUGUAUGCAGCCGACCCCACAGUGAAGGACUUCAUCGGAGGCUUCACAGCACUUCACUACGCUGCCAUGCACGGUAGAGCACGUAUCGCCCGACUGAUGCUGGAAUCUGAGUUUCGCAGUGACAUUAUAAAUGCAAAGAGCAACGAUGGCUGGACGCCGUUGCAUGUGGCCGCCCACUACGGCCGGGACUCGUUUGUACGCCUCCUCCUCGAGUUCAGGGCCGAGGUGGACCCACUUAGUGACAAAGGCACAACACCGCUGCAGUUGGCCAUCAUCCGUGAGCGCUCCAGCUGUGUACGAAUCCUGCUGGACCACAGCGCCAACAUCGACAUUCAAAACGGUUUCCUGCUGCGGUACGCCGUCAUCAAAGGCAAUCAUUCAUACUGCCGCAUGUUCCUGCAGAGGGGAGCGGACACUAACCUGGGACGUCUAGAGGAUGGUCAGACCCCUCUGCACCUGUCGGCCCUCAGGGAUGAUGUUUUGUGUGCUCAGAUGCUCUACAUGUAUGGGGCGGACACCAACACCAGGAACUAUGAGGGCCAGACCCCCUUAGCUGUUUCUGUUAGCAUGUCUGGGAUCAGCCGGCCCUGUCUGGACUUUCUUCAGGAAGUCACCAGUGAGUCUCACCAACACAAAACUGACACUCGACAUAUGUACAUUCUAAAAUAAGCAACAAGUUAAAUGAAGGAGCAUCCUUGUUUUGAUAAGAGUAAAAAAAUUUCAGAUCUUUUAAACAUACGCCCUAUAAAUUAUACAUAACAUGAGUUUAAAUGAAAUGACAGUUGAAGUUGAGUUACCAUGGUACCACAACUGUAAACUUUGUUAAGAUACAGGAGAUGUUUCAUUAUGUAGUCCCUUUUAAGACCGCAAAAGAAAACGUAGCUAAGUCCCCAAAUGAGGUCAUUUAAUUUAUUUUAAUGCAAAUUUUACCUGCAAACAGUCUCAGUGAAUGAAAGUCUAUGAAGCUCCAUUCACCAUCCAUAAACUGUUCUUGUCACUUAGCAAUGGGUGGCAACCUGGCCAACCAGCUAGCAUAAUUAGCAUAACAUAAUUUAAAACCAUCACAGACAUUUUGAAGAUAGUAUGUAAGUAAGAUAGUAAGAAGAUAGUAUGUUUCUCAUGAAACAUACUAUCUGCUGUUUGCUGGGUCUGCUGUAUUAGUUAAGUUCGGUACUACUUGUACUGUCCUAAAGUUUAUGAAAGGAUCCAUAAAUAGAUGGUUUUGCAGACUCAAAGAAUAACAGCCUGAGCCUGUCAGUGAAAAAAAUCAGGACUUACAUAAGGCAUGUUUCUCAUCUCAUUUGAAACAUUUUUCAACUAUGUAAAAUCUCCGAUCCACUGUAGGUAUAUUAGUCAAAUCAUACAGUUUUAUAGGAUCCUUGGUUUUCAAUAUUUUUGAAAUGAGCUUUGCACGCCUCAGUGUGCGUACCGGCCAGGUAUACUUGCUGAUUUGCUCACGGUGGGAAAGUUGGACACCCUUAACCAUGAAAAUCAAUCCGGGGAAGAGGGUGGGGCGAAGAGAUGGAUUCCUGGUUUAAUACAAAAGUGACAGAGAUUUUUGUUGUAAGUUGAGAGGAGUAAAAUGUGAGAAAUGUAUAAAGAGAAAGAGGGCUGCUUGCCAACACAGAGGUUAUAAUGAGCAGUGUUCAGUCCCAGAACAAUCCCAGGUAGGAUGAAGAGGAGAGCACAUUACCUGGAGCAGUAUGAUUUAGAGGGAACAAUGGCUGCAUUCCUCUGGCCCCCUUCACUUUGAUAUCAAAGAUAUCAAAGAGCUGUUCUCUAAUUCUGACAAGCCCUUUCAGAGAGUCCAGACCUUCAGGCAGAUCACAUAUCUGCUGCCUUAUUGAUUACACCUCUGCCUCCUGGAUUAACUCAUGUGCCAUGAAAGGCUUGUCCUGCACAGAAUGACAGGCACCCAGCUCUUGUCAACAGCUGCACACGUCAUAGUUACUCCCUGUGGGUUUUUCUCAUGUCAGAUACUGAAACAGGACCUGCCAUGCUCUUUUUAUACUCUGCUUGAUAGGCGAGUGAAGUCAGUGGAAGUAAUUAGCCGCGCAGAGAGACGACUGAAACUGUAGGAAUUACUAUGAAAAGGAUAAGGUAUAGUGAGGAGGUGGUUUCAGCUGAUUUGAACCUCCUCACCAGGGUGAGCUAGACUGCCUUAUCUCAUCCUGAAGACACUAACUUGCUGUUCAGUCAUUUGAUUCACAGUAAAUGCAGAUGGUUCCACUUGUUUGCAGGAUGUAGGCUGAUGCUUUGAAAUACUGUCCCAUUACUGCAAAGGUCAACAGAAGAUGACCUUAGUCUGUUACUUAUGGGGUCUAUUGAGACCAUGGACUGCUCUGGUUUUUCAUGUGAUUUUCUUUCUGUCACAGCUUCUAGCUGUUUCUGUGAGUUUACCUGCGUCAGGCCAGUGACAACCACACUUCACUUCCUGGAAAUAAGGGGCUUCUCCCAGACUGUUUGCAUAUGACUGAUAACAGGGUGCAGAGUGAGGGAUCAGAAGAGCUGGCUGCAGCUUUGUAAGACUAUCAUAGUUGCCUUAAUCAAGAUUUCGUUGUCUACCGCCAACUUUACAAUUACCCACAAUUGUGAUUUAGAGUGGAUCGUGUUGGUGGAGCAGCAAAAUAAAUGUCUGAAUGGCACUAAAUAAAUAUAUUUAAAUAUACAAAAAAAUGGAUACAUAUAUUUAAAUAUAUUAAAUAAAUAUAUUUAAUGCCACUAUGAGAUGAACAUGGAAACUACAGAGCCCAGCUUUUGAUCACAAGCCCAACAGAACAUCAACAGUGGCAGAGCGAUCACUGUAAAAGAGAUUUCUGAAAGUAAAUUUUGUGCUGUGCAUUCAAACAGAAGGUGUGAUAUCUUUGAUCACCAACAGACAAGGGUUUAUCAGAAGUGAGAGAGACAUUUAAAGAGACUGUUUGAUGAACAUGUAAGCUUAAAGAUGGGGUAUUGUGUAUUUUUUCAGACUGUAUACUUCCUCUCUGAUACCUCUUUAAUAUCUACAUAUAGAGCUCUGGCUAAGGGCAGCGCUUGAUGUUUUGGCCCUGCCCCCUUUAUUGUGGUCGAUGAGCAGAGCAGUGGAGCAGUGUUACCCUGCUCCUCUGUUGGUGUCACCUCACACGCUGUUGGUGGCAGGCUGUCCUGCUUUGCCUGAAGCAUGGGUGAACUAGUAAAGAGAGAUGAUAACACUGACACUAACAUUUUAAUGAGUCUUGCAUCUAAGAGCAGGCUCCCAUUUUGAGUAGUUUACAUCUAUUUUCUAAGAUUAUGUCAACAUAUGUUUACCUUGUGAUUUUAAACUUUGCGUUCAUGUAGUAUGGACACCAAACUUUGUAACUUUGUAGUUUUGGUUGUAAAUGUGGAAAAGCACAACACCAGCACUUCAAGUUUGGUAUUGCAGCCUACUUGAAACCAUCUUUGUACAGUCGGACAGAUGUGCACAGAAACACUGUGUCAAAUUGUUAGAAUAGCCUCUUAAGUGAAUAACAGACCAUGUGAUUAUUGCUUUGCCAAAACAGACACCUCCUUUCAACUUAACUGAAAGUUUGGCAGCUUCUGGUUGGUUCUCAUCAGAAUAAACUAGGGGUUUAAUGGUUCACAAAAAUCCUGGUUUGGUACGUACCUUGGUUUUGAAGCCACAGAUUGGUUCUGGAGCCAUGGAAGACAAAGGAACUGACACAAUGUGAAACCCUGAAAUGCAUUUUGCUGAAAUAUCAGCUUACUUUGCUUUCUCACCCUCAGACAUAAACACAAACAAAGCUUAUCUAUAAUAGCUGCUGAUAAACAGCCCAUUGUUUUAUGAGUCACUAAGUGUAAAUAUGCCCUAAACAUGUUUUUCCACUCAGUAAAAGAUGUUUCUGUUUCUCUUUCAGAACAACCUCGGACUCUACAAGACUUGUGCCGAAUAAAAAUCCGCCACUGCAUCGGCCUUCAGAGCUUGAGAUUUUUGGAGGAUCUACCAAUCGCAAAGGUUAUGAAAGACUAUUUAAAACACAAGUUUGACAAUGUGUGAAGGAGAUGAGGAAAGACAUAAAACCCUGCUGACACUUCUAAAGACUAUGCAAUAACUCUGCUCCCUGUCUGGAGGAACAGUCCGCAGGUCUGCUGUUGACGCGCUAAAGCUGUCUUUGCUCCGGUUUAGCACAUUAAAGAGCCCUCUGCUCAUGUUCGCUAUUUCGCUGUCUUUGAUUUUUAAACAGUUGCUUGAGGAUUGAAAGAAGAUCCACCUCCUGUGAGUCAUUUGUGGGAAAAGGAAAAUCUCAAUUCACAGCAGAUAGAAUUGUUACAACUGCAUCUGAAAGAAAUGUGCAUGACAGCGUUGAAUCCGUGCUUUUGUUUUGGGUUUAUUCAGCAGUUCACAGAAAUACCUCAGUUACAAAUGUUCAACUCAUCUACAUUACAUUUUGUUUAAAUACUUGUUCCACAGGAGUACCCACCAGUUCUGAGUUCAAACUGGAUGUCAGGGCAGAACAAAGGCAAGAGAAAUGGAAAGCUGUUCGGUAUGAUUUCUACGCGACUAAAUGUCUUCCUCACUGAUAAAUGUAAAAAAUUCUGAUUUCUAAUGAACAGGAUGUUCAGGGCUGCUGUAUGGCGCUUUGACAAAGUUAGGUUUCUCAAAGAGACGAACACCAGAUCUAAGUGACUUACCAUUACAGAGGGUUGACAUCUAACAUCGUAAACCUGGGAGCUUUUUUACUCAGGUUUUCAAUAAGAACGUUUAGCAUUGCCUUGGGAGAUUACUUCAACUUAACAGACUGUAAUAGCUGGCUGAACAUUUGUCAGGGCAACUGCAGCCCUGUUAGUGUUCUGUCUGAUUUGAUACUGUACAAACAGAGGCAGCAGUGGAUCAGGAGGUCCUUCCCUCAAAUUAACAUCUGUUUUUUCAGUCGAAUUUGAUGGCUUCAAAAAGAGCAAGGCUCUGUAAAGCACUGUGAGGAGUUUUGAACUGGUUUCACUUAAAAAAAAAAAUAGUGAAAUUACAUUAUUAGCGAUAAAAUCAGUUAUUUCCUCAUCCUAAAUUUGAGUGCCUGUGUAUGAGUCAGCCUUCAAAAAGCUGUGUCAGUAUUCAUCUUUCACCCUGAUGUGUCUUAGUUCAAAUGAAGCCCAUAAAGUUUGGUACGAAAUUAUUUUUUAGAUUAUUAUGUGAUGUACGUGUGGCUGAUAAUGGAGCAGGAUUUGUAAAAUAAUGUAAGUUAUCUACUGAAGUAACAUUUUGGAAAGGAACUCUGCAGCAAAGUCAAAAAGGUAAAACAGCUUGGAGCAGGAAUUCAACAGGCUGGUGUGUGACCACUGAGAACCAGAGUCUAACCAUGAGCAUCAUUAUUUCAUCCAGCUAUUUUGCAAGAUUGCAGCACACCUCUUGAAAGCUAACCGGGAGUAAAAAAAUAAAAUAAAAUAAAAUUACAAGGUUUUAUCAGUGUUAUGUUACAGUUACACAACUACAAGUCAUCACACUGCACCCUGUAAAAAGUUGUGUUAAACAAAAAAACUAAAGAUCUUGAUUCUGCAACACACUGGUGAUUAAAGAAAAAGAAAAAUGUGGCAGAAUUAAAAAAAAAAGUUCAAAAUUUAUGAGAGUGCACUCAUAAAGAUCUUACUAGUGAAUGAACAAAAUUUAAGUCAUACAUUAACAGAAAUAAACUUUUUAACAAGAUUACAUUUGGACAUUUAUGAGAAAAAAGUCUUGAAUUCAAGGGAAAACAAGUCAGAAAAACAAGCUUCCUGUGAUGAGUCAAUGUGUAAAAUGAUGAUUAUAGGGGUUUAACAAGGUUGACCUGCUGCCUGCACAAAACUAAAGAAGGUGGAUUGUCUUUAUGAAGUUAUACCGCCAAGUCAUGCUCAUUUGAGAUCAAACAGCAGUAGCAGAAGCAUGCACAGACUGCCAGUCAGAUAGUUAUUUGUGAAACCUAAGCUUUUACUUUAUAAAAUCCUCUAAAUUCAUAGUUUAAUGCUCUUCGCAUUGUCCCUUCGAAAAUAACAUCUAGAGAAACUGUGGACUAAAGUUAGGAGCAUUUUCUUUUAAGUAUUACAAAUUUAUUUUUGUAGAUUUACCAAUGCAUUUAGGUAAACAAAGUUAUUUUUUAUUUCUUUUAUUUAUUUAUUUUUUUGAUAAUGUUGCCCUCAAAGGGAUAUUCUGGCAUAAAACUAAGUUAGGGCCAAACACACCAUAACACUGAAUUAGACCCUCCUCGAGAGUUGCCAACUGCUUGCUUCUCUAGUUAUACCAACUUUAGUAAUGACCGCACAAUAGCAGUACACAGCGGUCUAUGGAUCCACCCACAAACCUCAACCAAAAAGCCACUCUAUAGCCACAAAUAAUGCUCAGAACAGCACCUAACUUCAUCAACAGUACAUAUAGGGGCCCAGCCAUAGUACUGGCUAUCAAACAUAUUUUUAGCUUUGCCUGAUUUCUUUAGCAAAGAGAUUAAAUACAACUCACCCACUCUCUUCCAGCAGCCGCUUGUUUGUGGAGGGAGCCGUGACGAGUCGAUCACCGAGUACAGUGAAUCAUUUCCAUGAAGUAAUAGUCAUCAUAUUAAUUAUCUUGAACUGCAGACACUGUAGUUCUUCUGCCUUAGUCUCAGUCUGAUUGCUUUCCAUGAAGUAAUAAUCAUAAAUGUUCUUCCUUGAACUGCAAAAUUCAGCUGCACUCAGUGAUGGACUCGUCAGGGCUCACCCACAAACAAGCGGCUGCUGGAGAAGAGUGGGUGAGUUGUGUUUGGUCUCUUAGCUAAAGAAAUCAGACAAAGCUUAAAAGAUGUUUGAUGGCUACUACUGUGGCUGGGACCCUAUAUGUACUGUUGAUGAAGUUAGGUGCUGUUCAAAGCAUUAUUUGUGGCUGUAGAGUGGCUUUUUGGUUGAGGUUUGUGAGUGGAUCCAUAGACCGCUGUGUACUGCAAUUGUGUGGUCGUUACUAAAGUUGGUAUAACUAGAGAAGCAAGCAGUCGGCAACAUUCAUCUCUCGAGGGGGUGCCUUACUUUGUGUUACCGUGUGUUUGACCCAACCGUAAAUUGACGCCGGAAUAUCCCCUUAAACUCCAUCACUGCACAUUCAUUUGAUCCAACAACCCCUCAUCCCCACAUCUUUCUGACUCUGGGUAUUGGUGCUUCUAGAAAAUGUAGUCUGCAUCCCAGAAAAACUCUCCUGGUUUCAUCCAGAAUCAACACAACUUAAAAACUCCUCACAGUGACACCAACAAACUGGUUUGUUAGACUGUCUGACACUAAGAUUAACAUGCUGAGCCUGUCAGAGACAAGAAAAACAACUUCAAGUGGACUGUGAUCUGAUCAGACAAUUUUGUUCUUAAGGAUUGUUUUAUUUUGUACCCAUACUUACCCAGUUAAAAUCCUCAUUUGUAAAGAUACGUCAUAACAGAGUUGAGGUGUAAGAACGACCCAUUCUCUCUGACGAACAGAAUAAAAGAAAUCAAAUGUACUUAAUUCUGACUCAAGUAAAAUUGUGGCUCGCAAAUAUAAUUGGAACUGAAUGUGAUUCCUCUUUGAAUCCAUUUGCUCUGCUGUAGUCAGUUAUCAUUCAACUUUUUUGGUCUGUUUUUCCACCUAGUGACAAACAUAUGAGUUUGGAGUAGGUGCACUGCGUUUACUCUCUGAAGCAGCCAUACGUCAAAUCAUUACAAGUCAAGUCUGAUUAGACAACACUUCCGCUCAAUCAGUAGAUGCUACAGUGGGUGUAAAUAUGUUACAUGUACAACAGAUAUUUUUGUAGACUUUAUUUAAGCAAUGACCUCUGGUAUUCAUACUGUAUUUAAAGUUUGGACAGUGUUGUGAUUUCUUUGGUGUGACUCGAUUAUUUCUUUCUGUAUGUUUGAGUUCAAAUGCUCUGUUGUAAAAAAAUACUUUGGAAUCAGAUAUUCUCUCAUUUUUAAAGCAGAAAUGUUGGGUGCUUUCUUAAAAUUCAUCAUCUCUUGCAGGUAACUGUUGUAGAGAUAAUACUGUGAAUUUUUAAUUUUGAACAUUUAAAAUAAAAUGUAGAAACUGGGGUUAAAGUUCUGCCUUCUCAACAGGAUUUUUUUGUGAUUUUUCUGUCUUUGUGUGUUUAGCCAUGCAGAACUGUGCAACUUGGGCAUCUUGGGAUCUUGGGGGUCGUGGUGUGUGUGGGUGGUGGUGGGGGUGUGGGUGGUGGUGGGGGGGUAACAUUUAGCUAAAGAGAGGUUAAAGCAUGAAGAGCUCUUCAUGCGAACAAAGCUGGGUUAUAAUGGGAGAGGAAAGGAAGGUCCGCAAUAGACCCAGAAUAAGACCUUUGUUAUAUAGCUGUCAAGGGAAAAAAAUGAAUGGAUAAGUAAUGUAAAAGAGGAAGAACAGGAGGAGGAAAAGAAGUGAACAAGAAAUGGGAUUUGAACCUCUGAACACAGCUCACUAAAAUCAAAAACGUACAGGCAUGAUCAGACUAGACUGAGAAUGUGUAUUUAGCCUCCUGUCAUAAAUAUAGAGCAUGCUUUUGGCGCUUAACAUGAUUAUCUAGAAGUAGAUAAACCCUAAUGUAUGAGCAGGAUAAGGCUCACAUAGAUAACACUGAAUCUUAGCAGGGCCCUUUCUCUGCAGAGUGAGCAAGUUCUGGAUUUAAACCCAUGCUUUGGAAUAACCCUAAUGUACUGGUACUGGCAGCACAUUGCUGUGGGAGAAGGCAAUAAGGGGGAGGAAGUGGUCACACAUACUUGGAGUAUCUUGGAAAAAAGUUUUCUUACUUUAUACCCUGAGAUAUACCCUGAUAACAAGUAUUUAUAUUACCCAGGGUACAAGUACUCUGAUUUCUGAAAGCUGAAGUGAAAGGACUCUGAUAACUCAUCAUCUGACACCUUUAAGGAAAUGUGAUCAGACCACGUUUUCUGAGUACUUAAAAAAAAAAAAAAAGUAAGACACUGAAUUUAUCAUCAGCACACCUCUGUUGACAGAUUUGGUAAUAACUGAUGAAACUUUCGUACCAAGCUGCAGGUUGUCAUGUGAUAGCGGUUUAACCAAUCAAAGCAUGACUGAAGAAACCCAAGCAGGAAGUGGAUAUUUAACUUCAUUCAUUUUGGUUCAAAAGUUUGUGUUUCAGUGGCUCUAAAGCAAUUAGGAGUGUGGAUGCUGGGUGUAAAUAUGACACCAGCUGAGUAAGAAAACAUACAGAGGGACUCAGCUGUUUGAUCUCUUGAUGAGUUUUUUGUUAAACAUACAAUGUGCUGUGAAAGGAGACAAAGGGCAGAAAUGAUAGCCAGUGUGGUUCAAUUGACGUUUUACUCGAUAGUAAACCCUAAACAUUGGAUUUAAAAUGUCAAACUGUUUCGUGCCAGUCAAGGAAACCAGGACCCAGUUGCAGAGUUCAAACAAAAGGUUUUAUUGACAAAAAGGUCACCGUAGAAAGUUCACAAGGAAAAUGCUCAAACCAAGUCACAACCGAAAACACUCACCUCCUCACUAGGAGGAAAAGUAUCAACAACAGAGAAAAACAGAAAAUCACCAUAUACUGGGAACAAACAACAACCUCAAAGUUACAACAAAAGUUGUAAGUCGAGUUACGUGGCAAGGCACUUAAAAAACUUGUACUAAACUCGAGGAAGACACAGAACUACGCAUGGCGACGGGCAGGAGAUCACUGAGAGCUAGAGCUUGGUGCAGAAGCAAAGGGAACAAUCCGGCACAAGAGACUGGGAGGGAGCAGCUUAAAUAGCCAGGUAAUUUAGGCAGAACAAGCUGCAGGUAUGCUGGAAGCUCUGCUCCCAGAGAUCGACCCGCCCCUCAUCACACCCCCUGCAGGAAGAGGGAGAGAGAGGUCAUAACAUGACUUCACAAAACAAGGCAGAAACAGGAUUAUAACACAAACCAGGCUGCUGAGGUGAAAGGUCAUUUUGGAAAUGAAAAUGUACAAAAGGUUCUGAUCUUCGGACUCUGUGUGGCUCAACAACAACAUUUCCUCUUUGUUUCUGCCUCCUGUUUUUCCUUUGUGCUCUGUCGUUGGGGAUGGGGUUUUUACUUUCCAUUUGUUCUCUGUGAAAGCAAAGAGCUGCACUUAGCUGAGGUGACCUAAUAGUGCUCUGUGAUAUACUCUUACUCCUGCUAACAGGGUGCUAUCACCGAACAGAUCACUGGUAGCGUUACAUGAUAAAACAAUGGCAUCCCUCAGCAGGCCAGCGAGUCUUCAGACAGCAGGAACAAUAGCAGCUUUGUUCUGAGUCUGCACGGCUCUGUGGGCUGUCCAAAAUUAUCGACAUGCUUCUUCGUCUCCCACCUGAUCCCUCCUCCUUACUGUCCUACUCACAUCAAAUAUUUGCACAUGCCCCCUUAGGUGGGUUUACUGAGACAGAAGCUGAUGAAUCACCUUUGGAGUCAUGUAACAUUUAAGUAAAGUUCAACAUGUGAUGAAGAACUUUUACUUCUGAUAAGCUAUUACACUCUGUCAACAUGCUCAGGCUCUGGGCCUGCACAACAAAACAGAUUUUAGUUAUGGAGGAAACUUCAGGGUCAAUUCUAGGUUUUAGGUUCAAUGAAGGUGGUUCACCUCUGUCGAUAAUGCUUAAAACUGCGCUUUCACGCUGACAGAGCAGUUUCCUCACUCAAAAACCGUGAGUUUUUAAUGGAAGUGGAAGCUCUUUUUCCAGAUUACUGCAAAGUCCACAUUCAACACAUCAGUACCAGUGUCAUCCUCUGAAGGACAACUCAAUUCUGCAGUGACUGGCAUAGCUUUAGACCGAGAUGCUGGCCUCUUUCUGUCUGUGUCAUCAACCUUGAAUCAUCAUUAGAGUCACUAAAACUCAGUCUUUUCUGGGGAGUCCCUGAACUUCAUCAUGCUGUAGGUUCCUCUGGAUCACUGCUGCAGAUGUUUAGCUGCUGAGGACCCGUCUACUUUACAACUGCUUCAACUAUGAGCAUCAGUCUCUCCUCUGUCCAUCUCUCUCUUUCUCCAUCUUCCUCUCUCCCCUCUCUAAAUCCAGCUCAGUCUCAGCAGAUGACUCUCUAACAUGAGUCUGGUUCUGCUCGAGGUUUCUGCCUGUUAAAGGAAGUUCUUUAAGAUUCCAUCUUUACAUUGGGUCUUUGUGAAUGAAGUCUUGUCUAAACCAGCUUUUUUGUUCAGCAUCUUGGGAAAACAAUUGUUGUGAAUCUGUGCUAUAUAAAUUAAGCAGCUCCCCCAGGUUACUUGAUGGAUCCAUUUCAGUCCAGAGACCGAUGCCUUAUGGAGACACAGUCAGGCCUGAGAGUUUUGGUCGUAGGUAAAUGAGACAUAUUGGUCUUCAGGAAGAGGCAUUCCUGUCGCUCUCAUUGGUUCAUUCCCAUCGGUAUUCCUCAAGGGACUCUUUAUCUCAAUGCUUACUGCUGACACAAAGAGGCCCUUUCUGAUCUGCCCUCUGUUACCAUAACCAGCUGUUAGCUGUAGCGUUUUAUUAAGACUUCAUUUUGUGGUGAAAGCACCUCACCGUCUGGCCAGAUGCAGCGGUUACUGAGGCAGAACUGAGAGGCAGAGAAGGCAGGAAUUCCCAGACCCUUCUCUCCCUCUCUGCUCCCUGCUGCUGCCACUAUGUACAACACUCCUCUGGAGGCACUGUCUGUGGACAUAUAUCAGGUGUACUUUUGAAAAUUGUUGCCUAAAUUAAGCCUUCUGUAAAGCUCAGUGACAAUAAGCAAACAACUGAGCAGAUUUUCUUAAUGUGAAAAUAUAUUUCGACCCUCAGUCACCCACUUUACAAAGAGGAAAUUGUUGACCUGCCAAGCUGUAGAUAGAUCUCAUGGGUUCUAAGGUUCAUGUCAGAGAUUCCUCUCCCCCAGCUCUGUAGAAUGCAUGGACUUAGGUAAGUGCUGCUCAAAGAGAUGGUAGAUGUGACACAAAGGAACAGAAAGGUCACAGUCAUUACACUCACGCACACCGAGCACUUAUGAAAAUCUCUGCCCACACACAUGCACACACAGACACUGCUGUGAUUACUCUGUGAUUACACAUGGAUCCUCUUCAAUUUUAUCCAGCCCUUCAUCUUCAUCUAAUCUUAACCCUGACCCAACCCUUCUGCAAAUACCCAAACCAUCUGCAAAUAGAGAGAUGAUGCAAAGUCAUUAAUUCAUGCAGGUCCAAAAAAGUUGUCACAUGAUGGAGAUGUGCUGCAAAUGAAAACUUCUUAAUAGCAGUGCAUUAACAACGGACACAGUGCAGAAUGAACAAUGCAAAUCCAAGGCCCAUAAAACCCUGUUUUACUCCAUUUUAUGCGCCUAGAAUUUUUAACUGCACAGAAAGUUAAAAACUUGAAGCCCAUGUAUCAACAUCAUGAGUCCAGCCUGCUAAGCUCAUAGUUUGGAUCCCACUCAGAUAUCCUUCUUUACAAACUGUGCCCUUGAGCACACUCUGUUCACCUGUGAGUAGCUAUGCAACACAUUGACUACCAAUUAGUCUCACUCGUGUCCUCAUGGACAUCUCAGUCAUUUGUCAGAAUGUAAAAAAGGCCUCAGAGACCUCCAUGCAGAUGAGUGGCAGGAAUGGUUCUACUAAGGGUUUAUUUUCUGCUGCAGGAAAAUAAUAAACAGAUGUGGGGUGAGGUCCUCUGGCCUGACCAGGAUCAGGUUUGUUCAUAUUAUGUUUUAUGAUCAUUUUUUUUUUUUAGUUUAGCUGAAGACUUUGAAUUGCAGUAGUAAUACAUAAUAUAUAUUUCUUCAGUUAACUUAUUGUAUUUGUUCACUGGUUUUCCUUGGAGUGACUUAUUGCUCUUACACAGGUGAAAUUACAGAGUUCUACUACAUACUACAUAAAAUGGGUGACAUUAGUGUUGUAAGCUGUAUACGGGCUGCCAUAAAUUUCACCUAACAGAAAAUUCCAUGCACUUGCAUGCAUUUGUUAAUGUAACCUGUCCACAUGAAAUCAAAACUUAGAUAAAUAUUUUUAUAUCAAUUUUUUAACCUCAGUGUAUAUCUCAUUGUCCGUAAGGCAUCAACAUAUAACUGUGUGAACUAGUUUGUGUUUAAAGUGUAGAGAAACCGAGCCACAGUUCUUGAGUUCUCCAUUGUUGAGUUCUCUUUUUGCCAUUUAUUGAUUUAGUGAAAAACAAACAAAAAAGACAGGUAUGUCAACUUACUAUGAUGGUGAUGUGCAUGAUGAGGGUGAGAGUAGUGUGCUCUUCCUGUUCCCCAGAUCACUGCUUCACCUGUGUCCCUUUGUAGCAUUUACCUGCCUAUUUACCUUAAAUACCCCUUGUGGUGAUUGUGCGAGGAACAAAACAAAACCCGAAAAUGAAUUAGAUAAAAUGGCUCAUGCAGUGAUGAAUGCACUUACAGUUUUAGAGAAAGACCGUUUAAAAAAUGAGCCAAAAAAAGGAGAACCUGUUCAUAGCUUUAACAUCUCCUUAGAGACUUACCCAUGACGCGUUUACAAAGUUCAGACUUUGUAAAUUUACAGCUUCAUGCAGCAUCAGGUUAAAUGUGUAAUAUUUCUAAUUCCCAGUCCUUGCAGGUCUUUAAACUGAGUCAAGGACAGGACCCUUCAGACACAGGCCACUUUUAGAUGGAAAUGGCCUCCAUAGAAACAGAAAAAUUUAGUUUCUUUUAGGGGGGUCUGUUGAGACGGCAACUGUGUUUUCAGGAGAUAAAAACGUAACAAAGUGAAAACCCCCUCCAGAGUGGAAAUGUUGUAAACGCUCUGCUAGUCCCGCUUUCGUCAAAAGUACAAAAACGCUGAAAACAGUCAAACCUGUGACACCAUGGCUCACGUUUAUGACAUCAUAGCCAUGCGCAGCUUCCUUGAAAAUAACAACAACAGUCAUGCUAGACAUUCGAGUCGCGCUGUUGUUAUUAUUGAACGGGCAGGAGCUCAGUUUCGACCUGUACAGAAUCCUCAUGGAUCAUACUGCUCAGCAGAGGAGGCGUCUGAAUUAUUUGCAUCAAAUAAUUAAUGUAGAACGGAAGUUGUUCUACGUAUGCGUUGUUGGUCAAUAUAGGUGCGUGGUCACACCGACACGCACCACUUAGCGACCUGGCAUGCACAUUACAGCAUUUUCAACCACAUUGCGUUUUUGUGUAAACACAUCAUAAAAACUGACAACGAAACGGCACUUUUCCAUUUUCUAUGGAGACCUUUUCCGUCUAAAAGUGGCCACAGUUCUUGGAAGAGUUCUAGGUACUCAUGCAGGAUGUAUUUUCCUUUGACUGUAUUAGCUCAUCAGCAUGUUUCCACUCAUGUUUCUUUAACAACGGGUUUUAAGUGGACUACCAGAACCCUUCUAACAGGAGUAAGGACAACCUGAACAUCUCAUGUGAAUAAGAGAAGUCAGAUUGCAGUGAGUCAAAAGAAACUCUUCAUCUGUUCAUUUAGUGACUGUAAGAGGUCUGAACGCUGAAGUGCUUCUUAAAAACGAGAGUGAACAGAGCGACAGAGGAGUCGGAUUUUGAAACCUUCCUGUUUCACAUGGACUUACUCUGCAGCAGUUUACUGUACUAUUGUAACAGCAAUGUGGCCGCAGCUCAAAAAUAGAAACCUUCCUUUCCUCUCCCAUUAUAACCCAGCUUUGUUCGCAUGAAGAGCUCUUCAUGCUUUAACCUCUCUUUAACUAAAUGUUACCCCCCCCCACACACACACAUACCCCCCCAACGCACACACACACACACACACACACACACACACACACACACACACACACACACACACACACACACACACAUGCACACACACACAGGUUUAGACACGGUGGGAUUUUCUACACCAUAAGUCCUAGCCCUUAGCAUCAUGAGAUAUUGAUUUUUAUUCACAAGUGUCUGGGAAUAAGAUUAGAUUCGAUAAGAUAAAUUUAUCUUGGAUUAGUUUAGAUUAGAUUACAUACAACUUUAUUUAUCCUUUUAGGUAGGUUCCCUCAAGAAAAUCAAAAAAAAAAUGCACACAAAUAAAAACAAUCCAAAACCAAUAAUGUUUCCCUUACUUAAAGUAAACUUGACAACACUGAUUCCAUAAUUGUUAUAAAUGCUAACAAAAGAAAAUAUUUAGAGGAAAAAAUGCUUUGACUUGGUAUUGUCUGCAGAAAUCAGUCAUUGACUUGAUGAUCUGUUAUCUCUAUCUUAAUAUAAGUAAGGGAUGACUUCCAUACAUUCUCAUGUGAAUUUUAGUCUUAAACAUCAUGCUGCCGAUUUUGCUCAUGUUAGCAGUCUAAUGAUUGUUUUUGCAGGACAAGUGGCCCAACCAGGUCCGAGAUCUUUGCGGAUUAAAAUCCUAAUAAAUAUCAGGUGGGUUGCAGGUAUUUAUGAGGUCAUUAGACACCUGCAAUGGUCCUAUGAAGGUAAAAAUCAAUGAGUGCAAGUGCAAAGGUACAGUGUUUGGUACUUGGCUGCAUUAAGCAGAAAUAAAACAUUUUCAUUAGUAUGUUUGAAUUACUGUGUCAUCACCUGAGUAUAAAAACUAUUUGGUUUUGCACUUCUCCCUCACUUGCAGUGACAAAAGGAGUUCUCUAAGGGUCAUUGUUAAGUCUGCUGCUCUUUGUCCUUUACAAAAAUGGUUUUAAUCAAAAUGUGGCCAAUGCAAACUUGUAUUUUUAUGCAGAUGACCCAGUGAUGUACUGCCCUGCACCUACUCCAGACCAAGCUAAGUUACAGCUUGCUUUUAACACUGUCCAGCAAAAGUUUUUUGAUGUACAACUCAGUUGACAUGCAGAUAAUACAAAAGUCAUCCUGUUGUCAAAUGCAAAAUUUAAGUCCUCUAUCAUGCCGCCAUCUUUACUUCACAGGAUACAGAGAAGGAGUUUGUAAAUAUCUCAGUAUUUCAAUCAAUAUUUUUGUCUUUUAUACCUUAUAUUCAGCAGCUGGUAGGAAAAUUAAAAUUGAAACUUUUUUUUAUAUUUCAGGAUCAAAUGAGUCUAAAAAGAGACUAGUCUCUGCAAUGCAGAAACAGAAUAACAAAAAUAACAAAUAUUAAUGAGUGAUCAGUUGCAUAUCUUAGCAAUAUCAG